Messenger RNA from Porites evermanni, 402 nucleotides. The record is from the annotation of a GenBank genome assembly. NCBI's taxonomy places the organism in Eukaryota, Metazoa, Cnidaria, Anthozoa, Scleractinia, Poritidae.
UACUACGAGCAUCCCAAACCAGAGAGGAAUGCCAUAUUAAAUGAAGUUUCCAGACUAAGGGUGGCCAUUGGUACUUCUCUGAAAGCAUCUAGACAAAGAAAGCAAGUGACUGUGGAGUUUAGAGAAGAUGUAUUUAAACAUUUGUUUGGAAAGAAGGGGGUGCAAAAUGGAAGGUGGAAAGUCUUGGCACAAGAAGAAUUUUCUCCAUCAUUUUUUCCUCCUAACUGGCAUUGUUUGCUUGACCUUCAUGGGCAAGGAACAAAAGUUUUAUUCCCCAUAAAGAUGAGACACUUUCUUUCAUGGUCAACCCAGAACUAUCAUUUAAGAGAAGGUAUAGUUACUAAAUCAACUAGAGCUUUUCUAGAAAAGUUAACAGUGGAUUUUAUUAAAGUUGCUGCAUAG